Molecule: messenger RNA, 3033 nt
Organism: [Torrubiella] hemipterigena
Lineage: Eukaryota; Fungi; Ascomycota; Sordariomycetes; Hypocreales; Clavicipitaceae
Source: the annotation of a GenBank genome assembly
UCUUCAAGGCCUAACAAAAAAAAAGCCAAAGUAAAAGACAACCACAGUUCAUGGCCAGUGGCCGUUGGCAGAGAAAACGGCCCGUAGUUGGGAUGCGAACCACUUGAGGCGGCAAGGCGACCAACUUGGCAGAACCAACAAAACGCACAACGGCGGACCACAGCACCAAAAAAAAAAUGGAUAUGUAAGCAACACUGCCAGCUACCCUUGAGGAAAUCAAGCGGUGGAAAAUGCACAUGGGAUUAAUUCUUGAUAAUUACGCAGUAUUGUACUAUUGUAUGGUUGGUAUUAUUUUGAUUUUAUUAUUUUAUUAUAGUCAUUGUUUUUGGAGCCAAUGCUUUUCCCACGCCUGUUGCCGUCUCUCUAGUAGUGCUGCCUCCAUGCAACUUCGCCCAUCUGCGUGCAAUUCGGUCGAUAAUAUGCCCUUGCAUACCAAAAAAGCCACCCGCCAAUUAGUCCUCCAAUGCCCCAAUUGUUUCAACUGCCACGUUUUUCUGGCCUUGCUCAUUCCAAAGCUUCGAGAGCUUCCCAAAUAGGCAAAUAGCUCGCCAGAGAGGUCUCGACCAAAGCUUUGUUCCCUCGUCCACGUCUUGCCCCUGACAAUCCGUCUUCAGCCAUGGCCAUGAUGCUGCUAUUUUGAGCGCGUCUAUGGGCCACGUUUGAACCGGGGCUUGUUCCAACAAGCAUCUCCGCGAUGUCACUGACCUUGACCCCUUGUCCACUUUCGCAAAAUGCCACGGGGUGUGUGGUCUUUUGACUCACCAACUGCUGCAGUUCGCGAAUGGAUCCCUUGAUGAGUGGGCAAAUGUUCAGGCACGCUUGCUGCCACCCCCCCUUGGAUGGUAAGCUGGCCCGCUUCUCAUCUCGUCAACCGAAAAAUAACCAUCUCCGUCGUCGGCUAUCGCUUCAGCUGAAUCCCAGCCCAGCCGUGUGCGCGAACCCAGCCUAGGACCAGUUUCACAGCGUGGCGUAUCUUCAAACACAGUGAUCGGGGGGGCGAAGGACCUACCACCCACCCGGGCCGCAUAUCUGAGAUUACACGAGGGACGCUUUUUCCGCGGUGAUGGGAAUUCGAUGGCGUCUUGUUUGGCACACCCAACCACCACCCGCCGCUAGGUGAAGCUAAUGCACUGCGCAGCCUGCGAUAUUUUGCCCGGCUACUAUGGCGCUGGCAUAGUGGGCGUGUACUUAGCACCCGGUGCAGAUUGCUUUGAAUUCCCCCCAAAAUGGCCACGAUUUAGGAGAGAAUGAAAUUUAUGGCCUAUCUGGUCCGAAAACCUUACCAAUCGCCCAAUAGGGUAGACCAAGUUCGUCCUUGUAAUGCCUUGCCUUGCCUAGCCCGUGCUUGCUGUGCCCAACCAAGUACCUGGGCUGGGCUCGCUGUCGUCGCGCUGGUCGCCUGGCCACCACAGGCGCGUUUCCCAAAAAGGAAAUAUGUUGUUCCUGCAAACCUCCAUCUGCACGAGAUCUUGUCGACGUCACUGUUUAAACCAUAAUUCUGAAUUUCAAAAACCGCAAAAAAGGGUUCCAAUAGACGACUAUCAGCCUUAAAACUUAAUUCUCACCUUAAUCACAUUGCAUCUGCCCCGCCGCUAUCCAACUGGCUGGCACGCAGCGCCUAAAACAAAAUGAGAGUCGCUCUCGGGACGACAUUGGCGGCCUUCAUUCCUCCCAUCUUCGCCGGCCAAGAAGCUACAGCAAUUCGCAAAGUCGCCCCAGAUUCAAAUGAAAAGAUCUUAGCCCACCACUUGGCCUUUGCGCCGCUCCAGGCUUUCACGCCUGGCGAUGCGGCCGCUGCCGCGCAUGCCUUUCUGAACGCCCAGAGUGCCGAAGAUGUGCAGAGCCCGACAACAAGAUACCGGCCCGCCUUUGCCCUCCAUCAUGACGACUCCGAAAGCAACAUAUUACAAAGAGCCGCAGUCGCCCUUUCUAUGCUCCAGCGCAGGUCUUCCUGUCCAGCAGGCAUGUCGGGAUGCGAUGCCAUUGGCGCCCCAAACAAGUGCUGCCAGCAAGGCACUCACUGCGUAUCGGUGCAAGAUAGUACCGUUGGCGGCGUUGCUUGUUGUCCCAGCGGCUCAGACUGUCGCGGUAAUGUGGGAAAAUGCCCUCCAGACGCAGUGAGCUGUCCUGCACAAUUAGGUGGCGGAUGCUGCAUCCCCGGCUACAUCUGCCAGGGCGAGGGAUGUGUUCCAAGUGCUUCAGCCAAGCCAACGACCGAGACAAGAACAGUUAUCCAAAGCACAACCAACCCAACCGAACACGAAACAAUAACCAGAACAACCAUUGUCGCAGGAAGCCCAACCACCGUCAUCGUCACGCAAGUCGUCACUCGCACAGAGUCGUCCAAGCCCGAAACCAAGACCACCACGCAAUACGUCACUGAAAAGGGCACCACUACCGACGGUGGCGGCGUAGCACCUUGGCGUCCCAUCAGCGGCUCGACAACCGAAACUUCAGAGCCCCAACAGCCGACGCAGAGCGGCUGCCCGACAGGAUUUUACGGAUGUCUGGCCACGCACGGCGGCGGCUGCUGUCGAACAGACCGAAACUGCCAUACGUCGUCGUGCCCGCCGCAGGCCUCCAAGACAAUCACGUCCAACGGCGUCACACUCGUCGUGCCGGAGACCGACGUCCCCGCGAAUCCUACUGCUACUUGCGCCGGCGGCUGGUUUCUCUGUGGGCCAGAUGCCGGACCUGUGGCAGGAUGCUGCCCGAGCGGCUACGAGUGCGGAACAGCAAGCUGCUUCACGCGCGGGCCGACGCAGACGGGGGUGGUGCAGAAGCAUUUGCCGGGCAGUGGUGUCGGUGGAAGAAUCGUGAUGCCGUGUAAGCUGGCCAUCCUCGGCUUGGUGAUGGCCAUGGUUUUAUGAAUGUCAAGAUAAUCAACGGAUGUACGAAAGAAUGUAAAAAGGAAAUACCACGAGAGAGAUAAAUGUCUUUUUUAUGUACAUGUAUGUAUAGACGGAAAUAUGUAAUCAAUCUAUUUUAUGCCUUUUCGGUGCUGGACAGUAGUUCAAAUCUGGCAACGCGGCC